Molecule: messenger RNA, 1296 nt
Organism: Pichia kudriavzevii
Lineage: Eukaryota; Fungi; Ascomycota; Pichiomycetes; Pichiales; Pichiaceae
Exons: 1
Coding region: 1-1296 (431 amino acids)
Biological process (GO): UDP-glucose transmembrane transport
Cellular component (GO): cis-Golgi network; endoplasmic reticulum-Golgi intermediate compartment; Golgi apparatus
Molecular function (GO): antiporter activity
Source: RefSeq, a predicted model, not a curated record
AUGACUAGGUCAAGAUCAACUACUUUAGAUAUGGGAUUGCUGCAACCAGUUGACACCUUGACGAGUCUUCCUGAGAUACCUAGGUCGCCUGCAUCUCCAAUCCACCGCCGAUCUCAAUCACUUGUAGUGGAUCAAGAAAUUGAUAAUUUAACCGAAGAAGCUGUUCCAAAAGAAGAGCCUAUUCAAUCAUCACGACAGAAUAUUUGGGCCGCCCUUUAUUCGAGGUAUCCAAAUCUAAAUAUUACACUUAUAUCGAUCACCUUGUGGUAUGCGUUUUCCAUGUCAAUUAGUGUGUAUAAUCGAUGGAUGUUUUCGACUUCAAAGCUCGAUUUUUCCUUUCCUAUUUUGAUAACAUCGUUCCAUCAGUUGAUUUUGACAUUUCUUUCAGUAUGUACGCUAUUGAUAUUUCCAAGAUUCAGAAUCGAGAAGUAUGGCGAUACAACGUAUACGAUGCCCCUGAAAGAUUAUGCAACUAAGAUCUUCCCCUGUAGUGUUGCCUCUGCUGGAGAUAUUGGAUUGGGUAACACGGCGUUCAGAUUCAUCACAUUAUCUUUGUACACAAUGGUGAAAACAUCUUCCUUAAUAUUUGUAUUGAUGUGGGGGGUAUUCUUCAAAUUGGAGAAACUAAAUUUGAAAAUAUCAAUGAUUGUCACAUUGAUGGUAUUUGGUGUUUCAAUGAUGAUUUAUGGUCAGCAUGAUGAUCCAGAGUCGGUAUCAGCCAGGGAAUUGUUGAAACCAAGUCAUAUUUUUUUAGGCGUAACAUUGGUUCUUUUAGCAGCAUGUAUGUCUGGUUUGAGGUGGGCAUUGACUCAAAUAAUGCUAAAAAAGAACAAACAUACAAGAAAUCCCAUUUUAACAAUGAUGUAUAUAUCACCUGGAAUGUUUUUUGUGUUACUGAUGGUUGGGUCUGCAGUCGAAGGGGUUGGUGAGUUUUUACAUGCACCAAUCUGGGAAAACAAAGGUUCUUGGGGAACGAUUGGUUUAAUGAUUAUACCCGGCUUUUUGGCGUUCUUUAUGACAAUAUCUGAGUUUGUUUUGUUGCAGUAUGCCUCACUACUUACUUUGUCCGUUGCUGGGAUUUUCAAAGAGUUACUAACUAUUUUUUUAAGCUGGAUUGUAUUUGGAGAUACCUUUAGCUUGAUCAACGGGAUUGGGUUGUUGAUUACUUUUACCGAUAUCUUAUGGUACAACAAAUACAGGUUCGAUCAAAACGAAAUUACAGGCAAGGACGACAUUGAAUUGGUGGAUGUCGAAAUGAACGAUUUGAACGUAAUGACAGAGUAUUCCACUAAAUAA